Molecule: messenger RNA, 3022 nt
Organism: Anolis carolinensis (green anole)
Lineage: Eukaryota; Metazoa; Chordata; Lepidosauria; Squamata; Anolidae
Gene: aqp11
Product: aquaporin 11
Exons: 3
Coding region: 1520-2305 (261 amino acids)
Biological process (GO): transmembrane transport
Cellular component (GO): cytoplasm; membrane
Molecular function (GO): channel activity
Source: RefSeq, a predicted model, not a curated record
UUGCAGCAUGGAUCGGGGCCCAGGGAGCCGGGAUCUCUGACAGCCUGGGCUGCUGGUGGGCAAGGGCAAGGAAGCCCUUGAGAGGCCAGAGAAGGGCCCAGAGAAGAGACCAGGAAGCCCUUGAGAGGCUGGAGUCCAGGCUAGAGAAGAAUCAAGUCUGGAAGGGGCUGGCAAGAGAAGGGCCAAGAGAAGCCCUUGGGAAGCUAGAGAACAGCCCAGGGAGGAGGCUAGAGAAUCAUCUUUUGGUGGCUACAGAAGAGGCCAGAGAAGCCAUCACAAAGCCCCCGAGAGGCUAGAGAAGAGCCCAGGGAAGAGGCUAGAGAGUCAUCUUUUGGUGGCUACAGAAGAGGCUGGAGAAGCCAUCACAAAGCCCUUGAGAGGCGAGAGAAGGGCCCAGAGAAGAGACCAGGAAGCCCUUGAGAGGCUAGAGUCCAGGCUAGAGAAGAAUCUUAAGUCUGGAGGGGGCUGGCUGGCUAGAGAAGGGCCAAGAGAAGCCCUUGAGAAGCUAGAGAAAAGCCCACGUAGGAAGCUAGAGAAGAAUCUUUUAGUCACUAGAGAAGAGGCCAGAGAAGGGACCACCAAGCCCUUGAGUGGCUAGAGAAGAGCCCAGGGAAGAGGCUAGAGAAUCAUCUUUUAGUGGCUAGAGAAGAGACCAGGAAGCCCUUGAGAAGCUAGAGAAGGGCCAAGAGAAGGGACCACCAAGCCCUUGAGAGGCUAAAGAAAAGCCCUGAGAAGAGGCUAGAGAAUAAUAUUUUAGUGGCUAGAGAAAAGGCCAGAGAAGUGAUCACAAAGCCCUUGAGAGGCUAGAGAAGGGCCAAGAGAAGGAACCACCAAGCCCAUGAGAGGCUAGAGAAAAGCCCAGGGAAGAGGCUAGAGAAGGAUCUUUUAGAGCACUGGUUCUCAAGCUUUGGUCCUCCAGGUGUUUUGGACAUCAACUCCCAGAAAUCCCAUCCAACUUGCCAGCUAUUAGGAAUUGUGGGAUCUGAAGCCCAAAAUACUUGGGAGGACCAAAGGUUGAGAACUGUUUUAGAGGCUAGUGAAGGGCCAAAAGAAGAGACCAAGAAGCCCUUGAGAAGCUAGCGAAGAGCUGAGGGAAGAGGCUAGAGAAGAACCUUUUAGUGGCUAGAGAAGAAGAGGCUAGAGAAGAACCUUUUAGUGGCUAGAGAAGAAGAAGCUAGAGAAGACUCUUUUAGAGGCUAGAGAAGGGCCGAGAGAAGCAAGACAAGAAACUACAAAGCCCAUGAGAGGCUAGAGAAGGAUUGAGAGAAGAAUCUUUUAGUGGCUAGAGAAGGACUGAGAGAAGAUGCUAGAGAAGAGACCACAAAGCCCUUGAGAGGCUAGAGAAGGGCUGAGAGAAAAGGCUUGAGAAGAAUCUUUUGGAGGCUAGAGAAGAGCCAAGAGAAGAACCGAGAGAAGGGACUACAAAGCCCCUGAGAGGCUAGAGAAGAGCCUUUGAGAGAAGGGUCUUGGAGAGGUUGGAGCAGGUCGGAUCCCCGCUGGAGAGAGGCAGACCCCGGCCAUGCCUGCUUCUUCGGCCCCUUCCCUGGCAGAGACCUUCCUGUCCUUCCUGGUGAUGGGCCUGGCGGUGGGCCUGGCGUGGGCCUCCCGGUGCCUGUCUCACCGGCACCUUCCCCCACGGACACACCGCCUGGUGCUGGAGUGCUCGGGUGCCUUCCAGAUCUGCGCCUGCACACGGGAGCUGCGCCUCCUGUCCACGCUGCCCCCGCAGCCCCACACCGCCCUGGCCCUCACCUACCUCUCCACCGCCCUCCACGGUCGGACCCUCGUGGGCAGCGUCAACAACCCCUCCAGCAGCUUCCAGCUCCUCUUCAAGGGGCGCCUGGCGGGCACCACGUGGGCACUGCACACCUCGGCCCAGUUCCUGGGUGCCCUUGCUGCCCACCUCUUCACCCGUGGGGCAUGGAUGCUGGGCAUGACGGAGGCCCACGCGAGAGCCCAGGACGAGGCCUGCACAAGCCCCCUCCAGACUUCGGUGGCCCACGCGUUCGUCCUGGAGCUGCUCUUCUCCUUCCUGCUCCACCUGAUGCUGCUCCAGUUUGAGUCCCUCAGCCACCAGGCCAGGAGCCACCUGGUCGCCCUCCUGAUCACCACCUUGGUCUACGAAGGAGGACACCUCACAGGAGCCAUAUUCAACCCAGCUCUGGCUUUUUCUAUGCACUUAAACUGCUUCAGUGAAAAAUUUUGGAACUACAUCCUGGUGUACUGGAUAGCUCCAUGCUUAGGGUCCGUAUUGGUGGUCAUCGCAUGGGACGAAAUCCUUCCCCUGCUGCACAGAGAAGCGUAGGAAGUAGAGAAGGAGUCUUUUUCAAGAGACUGUGAAUGAAACUGGCACAGCAGCGUUUUGCACAAACAGGAGACAAACAGGAAACUGGACAUCUGUCUUUUACUUUGACAGCUUUCAGACCCUUAUUUUGGAACAUCCUGACAGUUUAAUUAUUAAACAGUAUUUGUUUGCGCCCUUGGAACACUCAGGACCGAUUUUCCCAACCUGAACCAUGGUUUUCAAAUGACAAGAGUGGGCUAACCUUAAACAAGGGGAUCUCUUUUUCAGCUCUCCUCCAAGUCAAUACAGAUGAAGACGGAACAAAUUAAAAUAACUAAUGGUAUAACUGAAUGCCUUCGUAAUUUUUUCCUGUGACAUUUAAACAAGUUACAUUGAAAACAAUCUACCUCAGACAUUCUGGGAAAUAACCUGCUGCAGGUCAAUUUUGGAUUUCUAUUUCUUUAGAGUAAAGCCUGCAUCUAUUACACGGAUAUCCCAUUUAAACUGGGCAGAGUAGGAGUGGAUUGUGAACAACAUUUUCUAGUACAUUUUCAUCAUUGAGGCAAGGAAGCACUUGAAGCGCAGAGUGGGGAACAUUGUGGAAUGUUUUAAUAAAAUCCUUUUCACAUAGUUUUUGAGUCCAUAAUGGUGGAUUCUGACUCAUUUGUGUGAUUAAAAAUGAGGUCAGUGGAAUGGAAACAAUUAAUACAGGGCUCAGAAAUAAAUUAAAAAAAAACA